Molecule: messenger RNA, 2857 nt
Organism: Prunus mume (Japanese apricot)
Lineage: Eukaryota; Viridiplantae; Streptophyta; Magnoliopsida; Rosales; Rosaceae
Product: zinc finger MYND domain protein
Source: RefSeq, a predicted model, not a curated record
AAAGAAAGUCAAACAGUUUUCAGCUUCACUUUUACUUGCCAAGACAAACAGUUGAAUGGUUCAAUCUUGGGCAAUGCUCUGGAUCUGACUCUCUCUCUUGAACUCCGUCAUUGGGUGGCAGCAGCAUCAGACACUUUAAAAAGAGAGAAAAGUCUUCAACUUUACUCAGCCUGCGAAGCUGGUUGGUAUGGAGCACUAAUCUUUCUGUUCAUGAAGUGCUAGAAAUUCAUAUUGAUCCCCAUUUGUUUAAUUCAGCUUUUUAUGUAAUUUUGUAGCCAUUGAAUUGAAGUGAAUGAAUGAUCUCGGCUCUCAUAUUCAUGAUUUGAUGCUCUCUUUUUUUCUUCUGAAGUUUGGAUUUUUUACUUUACAACUGUGAAGUAAUCCAUAUAGUUUCUGGGUUUUUGUCUUAGAAGCAAUACAGAGUGAAAGAACAAACUUUGGUCGAAAAUUUUUAGCCUUUGCAGAUUAGAGUUAUUGGAUUUGCUUGGUAUAUAGUCAUUUUGUAUUGGGUUGCUGGUGUGAUCAAGGAAGUAAUUAGAUCUUGUACUUGUGGUAAAAAUGGAUUUGCAUUUGAAGAACGUGUUUGAUAGAUUCCAGGAGCAAUUUGGGUCUGGUCCGGGGCUUGGUCCUGGAUCCGGGACAUGUCUUAUGAAGGUAGAAGGCAUUUCUCCAAAUUUUAUUAAGUCAGUGUUUAAAGCUUCGGCAGCUCUAUAUAGGACUGAUCCAUGGAAAAGAUUGUGCCCAGGGCAUCUGUUCGGCAUCCGGGUUGGGAAAGAUACGGAUUGGUCUGGCAAGAAACAGCCUUUCCCAUGUGUCCAAUUCAUUGGAGGGGAUGGUGGCGAUAUUGGCUUUAAUAUGUUUCGAUCUCAAAAUGAUGCUAAGAGGAUGACUGGUUCAAGAGAGACAAUUCAGGUGCCCAAUGUUGAGCUUUUACGGGUCACAUAUGAACGCGAGUCAUUGAUGUUUCCCUCUAAUAGGAAAAUGAUCAAAUCUUUGUCAUUGGAAGCAUCAGGGAUCGAUCGCUUCCCUGUUAUUGAUGUUGCCCGCUGCACGUCGUCAGGGACUCUUAGAUUUAGGCAUCCAACUCCUGAAGAGCUUAGGUUUGUGUAUGCAUUCAUGAAAGCCAUAGCUCUGGUGCACCCAUUGCUUCAGGAAGACAAAGAAGGUGGUCCAAAGUGGUCAAGGUUAAUGUACUUUGAACCAUUUAUCGAGACGGUUGAUGUUCAGUGGCCACAAGAAAUGGCCAAAGGUUAUGAUCUCGUUGCAGUUACAAUCUCACACCCACCUGGUCAGGCAUAUGAAGAAAAGACUAGUUCAACGGCUAGCUCAACCCCAACCAAAUAUGCAGAACUAUCAAGGGAGGAGGCUUUUGUUGAUAUAAGAGUCUACUCAAAUGGCAACUUGCGACAGUGUGCAGCAUGCGAGAAAGAAAUCCACGGUGAACAGGCUCUCUCGUGUGUACGAUGUCAAGCAGUGCUCUACUGCAGUUCUGUCUGCCAGAAGCAGCAUCUGAAGGAAACACAUAAGAGCAUGUGUGGUCUUUACAAGGCUAUGAUGGAAAGGGAAGAAGAGCUGGCAAUGAAUAUCUUCAUGUUCCCCUGUGCUGCUGACCAACCUUGUAAAUGGCUUGAAUCAUUGGGCAUCCAUCAGAAGGGCAUGUGGAGGAGAAAGUGUAGUUGCUAUUCUCACUGCCCCUUUGGUCUUCUUCCUGUUAAAGGUGGACUCUGGGAUUCUUGGGGAGGGCUCAAUGAUGAAGAGUUUCCACAUGACUCGUCCUUUCAUCAUCAUGUAAGAGAUGGUAUGUCAAGUCCAAUCCUCCUCUCUGGCUGGUCGGAAUACUAUAAUCUUCGCUCGCUGCCAUUGUCAAGCCCCAUUGCCGACAUCCUCUCCCACCCAUUGACCGUUUAUUACAUAUUGACAACUCUCAACAUCAGUUCAAAGAACUUACUAAUGAAAGGUAAGGAGGUGGUUGUCCACUACCUAGGUCCAGAGGGAGAGUUGGAUUGGAUGCCAGCAUUUGCAGAGGUUGGUCAUUUGCUCAAUGGAUUGGGCAAUGUACAAAUUAUUAUGGUGGGUUCUGAAGUUCCAACAAAUUUGUCAGGUACAACUUCAGGAAUUGGUAGCAGAGUGAGAGUGAAUCUUGUCAGGGGUGUUUAUGAGGAGGAAGCCUCCUACCUACCUUCACCUCAUGUUAUUGUUGCACUAAACUGUGGAUUGAGUUGCUAUUCAACUUGGGGUGGAGCUCUUAACUCAAUUAAGUCCAUGGGCGUUCCAGCCUUCUUCACAGAUCAAUCUGAAAUCUCAUGUGCAAACGCUAAACAGGUUUUACGAAGUGCUGGACUGUAUAUCACACAUCCUGUGAUGCCAAAUCCUUUCCGCUCACCGGUGAAACAUCACGAGCCUUCUAGCAAUCUUCCUUCUUAUAGCAAUGGUUUUGUGCUUGGGGUAAAUACAUGAGUUGGGAACCAUGAAGUUUGAAGUCUCAACCUGAACUUAUUUCUGAUCGUUGUACUUAAUUCUCUAAUGAUUUUCUCUUUCUGUGAUGGCAAAUGGCAAUGACUUGCUAGGGAUGAAUGGGACAGCUAAUCACCAUCUUUGCCAUGAAGAUUGUAACCUUAGCAUUACUUCAUUUACUUGUUUUCUCCCAUUGAACUGUGAACUCAGUUGCUGCUAGACUUGAGCUUUAUCUUGGUUCUAUAUAUUUGUUCUCAGCCACUGUCUCAGGCUGCGAUGGCAUCAAUUCCGGUAGAGGCUCAUGUAAUAAUACAUGUUUGAUACUGGGGGUUUUUGUGUAAGUCCUUGUGAAUGUAUAUCCGGCAAUAUGAUAUUUUCAGUCGCUGGAAUCCCUAUUUCCAUA